Molecule: messenger RNA, 5079 nt
Organism: Anas platyrhynchos (mallard)
Lineage: Eukaryota; Metazoa; Chordata; Aves; Anseriformes; Anatidae
Source: RefSeq, a predicted model, not a curated record
GGCCGGGAGUGGGGAAAGCAUGAAUGAAAAGUGCCGCGCGCCGCUCCCCCCGGCGCACAACCUGCGGGCGGCCGCCGGCACCGGGCCGAGCCGUGCCAGAGCCGGGCCAAACCCUUCGCAGCUUUUCCGAGCCGGGCCAAAGCGUUUUGGGUUUUUCCGAGCCUGGCCGAGCUGCGUGGAGCCGUUCCGAGCCGUGCCAACCCGUGCCAAGGCGUUCCGAGCCGGGUCGGGUCUGGCCAAGCCGAGCCGAGCCGAGCCGAGCCGGGUUUGGCUGAGGUCGGGGGAUGCUGCCCUGGGCCCUAGGAUGAGGUCCCGGCCGUGCCGAGCCGUGCCGAGCCCGUAGGACGUGGCCGUGCCGUGCGAAUUGGCCUCCCGCGGAGCAAGGAAGGGCUGCAGGGAGCGGCGUGGCUUCCCCCGGCGCGAUGCUCUGCGUGCGUUGUGGCCAGCACUUCACGGCGCGUGGCUCCUGGUGAGAGUUCGUGGGGAAUUUCCUGGUCCUCUCGCUACCACAUGAACCCAGGAGUGGGAACAACCCACCCUGCAAACCCAGGAGAGCCCGGCCCUGAGAGCCACCAGCCCCGUCUGGGGGCCACCAGAAGCCCUCACCGUGGCUGAUCCCACGUGAACUUCCUCCUCCUCCUCCUCCUCCUCCUCCUGCCUUCUGGCUGGAGCAGCGCAGAGCACGCCUGGUGCCAGCACCGCGGCCACGGGGACACCGGGGACUGCCCUGGGGACAGGCAAGGACACCACCGAGCAUCCCCGUGCUGGGCAGCACCGAACCUCGUGGGUGAGCCUGGGGGGGACGCGGGGGGCACCUCAGGGUGCGCAGGUGGAGGUGACGGGCAGGGGACCGGGCUGGGGAGGGGCCCGAUGGCCAGGGCCAGCGCGGUGGUGACCGAGGCGCAGCUGAAGCGGGUGCUUUGCCCGUGGUCAAGGCUGAAUCACAAACUGCGCAUUGUUUCCGAGGGGGUUCGGCACAUUUCGCCGUGCCUCGCCCCCCCCCCCCUCCAUCCUCCCUCCCCUUCUCCUUUCCUCUCCUCUCGCCCUCGCACAAAGAUGUCAUUGUGCCGGGGGCUGGGUGAUGGCAGCGUUGUUAUUUGGUCCAAAAAAAAAAAAAAAAAAAAGCAAAAAGAAAAGAAAGAAGUGGGGAGGGGGGGACCCAACAAGGUGAAGAGGUUUAAAUCAGCUUAGCCCAAAUGCCAAUUAAAAACCAAAGAGGAUUAGGCUUGUGAUCAGCAGAAUAGACAGUCAUUGUGCCCGGGCGAGGGUCCCCCCUCCAGGUCCCGCGGCGGUGGGAUGCGGCGGUGCAGGGGCCGGCCUGCAAGCCGCUGGGUUCCUGGGGUGAAGGCCACCUUUUUGCCUUUUUUUGAACAUAUUUGAGCACUCUUGGCUUGAGUUUGGCCGAGCAAGGAGAGCUUUUGGUCUCCUUGCCAAGGGAAGGUCUCCCAUAGAACUGGUGCUGGGCUGGCUCCGGUCUCAGCGCGCUCUGCCCCGGCCGUGGGACCACGAGGGCAGCAUCCAGACCUCUGGGUGCUGGAUCCAUCACCCUCGGUCCUGGGGAGAGGUGUAGGAGACACCAGGAGCAUCGUGUGCGCUGUCCUACAGCUCGUGGGCAGCCAAAGAGUCACAGAAUCACCGGGGCUGGAAGUGAACUUGAAAAUCAGCAAGCGCGACCGCCAACCUCCCACGUCCCAGCGCUGCGCCACGGCCCCUGGUGCCACCAGAAGACCUCGUGCAUCUGCCUGGAGAAGACACCUCGGUGCUUUCCACGUGGCUCAGGCUUCCUUUGCUGUCCUCCUUUGCCAUCCUCCAGCUCGCUGCAGUGAGGUUCGAGCUCCUGGGAGGUGCCCACGGGGGACCCAUGGUGCUUGUGGCGUCCUGGGCUGGGGCGAGGAGGUUUGGGGUGCUGAGUCCCGCGGCCCUCCCGGCUCCGAGCAGCUCUCCCGUACCACUGGAAGCCCAGGAACUGGAAGUGCUUCGUACCCAGUCCUGCUGACCCCAUCCUGUAAGGCAAAUUUGGGCACCCAGGGCAAUCCUAGAGCGGCACUGGGCGCAUCAGGGCUGAGGUGCCGCCGUGCCAGCGAUUCAAAGUGGGUCAGAAAGUGCCCUUGAGCACAGGAUUUGAGGCUCCUUUGCUCUUUUAGGGAGGAAAGGAGCCAAGCAGGGAGCCCUCUGAUGCUGGUGGGAGCAGCCUGAGCCCCUUCUCCUUUGGCCUGAUGCUGCUGGCAGCUUGGGGGGCUUGGGGAGCACCCCGUGUCCCAUGGGGAGCUGUGUGCGUCCGCCCCCAGCCCUCACCAGGCAGAAGCGGGUGGGAGAAGCCGUGCAGAGGCACCGAGCCAUUGGUAAUAAAUGCAAAAUGCUCUGGCCCUGGAGCUGCAGGGAGGAAAUGGGAGGGAAAAAAAAGGCCUUUUUUCCAAAGGGAGAGAGCCUUCUGCAGCAGGAGCUGGUCCUGGUGCUGUGGGCAAGCCUGGAACCGGGGCAGCGGGCGCUCAGGGAGAUUUUUGGGGCAGGAAGCGGGGCUGCUGCGGGGCGAAGCAUCCGUGCUGCAGGUGGGGACGGGGCUGGGGCUUUCUCCCCAAACACAGCGCCCAUGGGUGCCGCAGCAUCCCUCCUCCACCUCCCUCCCCACGGCGCCCAGCGAGCGCGGGGACUUUGGGAACGGGGAGCGUUGGGAGCGCCAGCAUCCCCGUCCCCCCUUUUGUGGCCGCCGUGUAAUUUAUGAUAUGAGAGGGGGGGCCAUUGUCUGGAACCCAUCCUGUAUUUUUUCCGAGGGCUUUGCCUCUCUUCCCAGCCCCCCGCUGUGCCGCUGCUACUGUACCGUUGCCAUGGGACGUGCUCCCCGCGCCGCGGCAAUGCGGGGCAGCGCUGGGGAGGGCAGAGCGCCACGGCCGGACCCAUCUGGAGCCCCCCAGCCCCGCUGCCGGCAGCACCCGCGGGCGGCCCCGCUGACGUGCCGAGGGCCUGGGAAUGGGGCUUUCGGCCCUUCCAAGUUCACGGCCACCGGAGGCAUUCAGCUGCCAGGGGGGCAGCGGGAUCCAGGGCGUUUGGCUCCAUUCUCCCUUCCCCUCCGCCUUUCAGCGGUGGCGGUGUCCUCGGCGCAUACAGAUCCCCCCGUCCCUUUCUCCUCCUGACAAGUGCGCACAUAAAUAAAUUACCCCCACCGGGCGAGUGUGGAACAAUCUGUCCCCUAAAUUCUAUUCAUCGCCAGACAGGACCCAUUAUUCCCCCGAUUAAAGCCGCUGGAGUAGCUUGCAAGGGUUACAGUUACUCUGUCAAACUGUAAAUAAGACACUAAAAAUAAAGGGCGCUGCUGAGAGAGGGAGAGAGAGGGGGAAAGGGAAGCCAGACUAAUGCCUGCUGCUAGGGAAACCGAAUGAAUCCCUAAUGACGCCUGUGUACAAACUGCAAAUAAUGAAGGAAAAGUGACAAACGGACCUCGGCCGGGCUGCGGCGAGCCGCCGGCUGCGGGGGGCUCCGCGCCCCCCUCGCUGUCCCCAGCGCCCCGAAAGGGGUGCAGGACCUUUGGGUGCCCAGCCCUCGCGGGGCGUUAAAGCCUUUGCUUCGCUUGUGGCGAGGUUUUCUUGCUGAUGAGUUUAUUUUCCAGGUGCGUUGAGCGCAGUGGAUCCCAUGAACCAAGGGACGGGGCCACUGCUUGAGCCCGUUUUGGGGUGGCGCAGGGGAAUGUCCAUCGGUCCUGGCCUUGGGGUGGCACAUGGAGAAGCAGCCCUGGGGUUGGGUUUGGGUUUGGGAGCCCUGCACGGCGCUGGCUGUGCUCGUGCCAGCGAUGGGUUGUGGUGAAGGAGGCCCCCAGCCCCAGGAAGCCUCUUUGGAUAAAACCCAAUUCCCUUCCCACUUCCCAGCCACGACGCAGGGAUGUUCCCCUCGCGGCGCAUCCUUCCUCGCCUCCUCACGUACCUUGGAGCUGAAGAGGGGAGGAAAAACCUGCCCGUGGUGUGCUCACCUGGGGAUUUUCUGGGUUCUGCUUGGGCAGGGGGUGAGGGUUUUACUUGGGGAUCGUCUCGGCCCCUUCCCUUCCCUGCCAUGGCUCCUGCCUCGCCAGCCUCCGCUGGCUCUCCGGGUGGAGACCCUGCCCCAAACGGGGAACCUGGAGCACAGAAAGUGCUGGGGGGGACUGGAGGAAAUGCCUCUGGGUGGGAAAUGUGGCUCUCAUCCUGGAUUCAUGGGAAUCCAGCCUUCUGCACAGCGCUGGGGCAUCUGGGCAGGGUUUUUCUGCAAAAAGCACCAGGAACGGGCACAAGGAGCAGCAGGGAAAUGCUGACCCUGCGCUCCCACCAGCAGCAGGACAGCGAGAUGAGUGGUGGUGAGGGCACCCAAGGGUGAUGCUGGUGGGUGUCCUGCCCCAGCGUGAGCCCCCGCAGCACCCAGAGCCCCCCGGAGUUUGCAUCUCGGGGCUCCCAGCCUGGUUUGCACAAAAGCUCGGCCCCCUCGGGAGGGAUGGCUCCGACCAGCAGUUUCCCACCUAGGCCAAGCCUGGGUUUAGCAGCUUGCCCUCCUCUCUCUUAGGAAAAUCUAAACCACCCUUUUCUCCCCCAAUUCUUGGCUGUGGAGCCUCAUGACUCCGCAGCAGCAUUCCUGGGACAUUCCCGAGGCGAGCUGGUAUGUGCAGAAUUUCAGAGCGCGGCAGCGCCACGUCCCCCAGUGCUCAAUGGACACCGGGAUGGAGCCACAAAAACCCCCAAAAUCUCGGGUACCGUAGCUGCUGCUCCUGACAGAGACCUCGAGCUGCUGCCCAUCCCCAAAUUUACCCAUUUAGUUGGAGAAGGUGGUGAGGAAUUUGGAAAGCCAACGCCAACCGGAGCAAAACCAACGCUGCGUCCUCCAGGCACUGCCACCACGGAAGCUGCCCGAAAACUUUAGGAGGAUGAGGGGCAGGCGCCGAGGGACGCAGAGACCCCAGUGUCAGCCUCGGGGUGGGUUUGGCUCCGUGGGGUUUGCUCCCUGGCCAGGGACGGGUUCUCCUGGGGCUUUGGUCGAGGUGCGCUCGGUGUUCGGCUCCCCUUGAGAUUGCACCGACAGGGACAAGACUUAAUAAAAAUGAACUUAUUCAGAUUUCCCCGU